Messenger RNA from Pseudogymnoascus destructans, 885 nucleotides. RefSeq lists its product as uncharacterized. The coding region runs from base 1 to 885 and encodes 294 amino acids. NCBI's taxonomy places the organism in Eukaryota, Fungi, Ascomycota, Leotiomycetes, Thelebolales, Thelebolaceae. The record is from RefSeq and is a predicted model, not a curated record. The transcript has a single exon.
AUGUAUUAUGCUAUGAAUAUUCAAAAUACCAGAAAACGAAGCCGGCAGGAAGAUGACGAUGCCACGCUUCAUGGCUUCAGCGAGCACCGGCGUAUCCUCAAGGCGCGCGACAACACCAAACGAUCCUCCAUCGCUUCAGAGUUCAUCUCCCAGAACCAGAUCACGUCCUCUCUUGUCAUCCGACCGGUAACUAACUCUCCUCCUCGGCCUCGGAGUAAUGCCAUGUCUCAACCAAGAGGGACUGAGAUUACUCCAAACGGUUCGGAUAGCGAAGACCGUCCAAAUAUUGGAUGGAACAACCCGUACCAUACUUCGCCAGCUGUUCUGCAACUUUACGGAGAGGUCAUACCCCAAGAAAUUUCACUUUCGGACUGGCAAAACAACCUACAGGCGGCAUCGCAAAGAUUACAAGGACAUGAUUCCAUGGAUAUUGAUGAGGACAUGGAUGAUAGCCCACAACUGUCGCAGCCUUCUCACAUGGACCCAUCUAUUAAACAUGCGGGCCGAAUCCCAACGCCUAUUACUGGCCAUUUUCCCUCCCAUGUUCGAACGAGUAAUCGCAGUUUACCAAUCGAGGAAGCGACCAGCGGGCUGAAAUAUGACCGUCGCCUUCCCAGUCCCAUCAGUGAGGAUGAAUCCAGUCACAAAAUUACAACUAGCUUUAUGGCAGAUAUGCAGAGGGAUAUGGAGACACGAGCGCCUGCAAGAGACGGCCUGAAGAAAUAUGGUUCGACCAAGCUUGGUAUCAGGAAUAUGGGGCAUGUGCCAACAGGGAUGGGUGAUGGCUUUGGGAGCAAUGCUAAAAAAUUAAGCAUGGGAUACAAGAGUGAUUGUGAAAAGUGUCGGCAGAGGGUUCCAGGCCAUUAUAUGCAUCUUAUUGCAUGA